Messenger RNA from Pochonia chlamydosporia 170, 1224 nucleotides. RefSeq lists its product as hypothetical. The record is from RefSeq and is a predicted model, not a curated record. Lineage: Eukaryota; Fungi; Ascomycota; Sordariomycetes; Hypocreales; Clavicipitaceae. The coding region runs from base 1 to 1224 and encodes 407 amino acids. The transcript has 5 exons.
AUGAUUUUCCAUAUAUCACAAACCCAUGACCUUCUCGUCCACCUGCGUCGGCAACUUGAUGAAUUGUCAUUCACGGAGCCUGGGAGAACACUAGAAGACCUCUUCGAAGAAUACAAUCAAGGAUCCAUGGUGUGUAUUCUGGAUGACGCACGAUCCUUUUAUACACCCUACUCAACGUCCGGUACUCCUAUUGGCAUCCGCCGCCUUAAAACCACUUCAACAGCCAAGAAGGAGGCGGGAGAGAGCCUCGUUGUGCCUGCACUCAACAGUUCCCAAAUGUGCAGCUUCAUUGCCAACAGAUCUCCUCAGUCUUUAAUCUCCUCAUUGCUCCCUCCAGAUCAACAACAAAUAGUAGCUCAAGCAUGGGAAUGCGCCUAUUGGCUCAGCAUUCUGUUCAACUGGAACUCGAACGAAAUAUAUUGCGACUCCGCCCACCAUGGCAGACUUGGGAAGCGGCCAAUUGCGCUCAAAAACCUGAUUUUGGAGCUCAUGUACUCAAUCGUCUACCGAGUGGAGGCCCUGAUGCAAAAUCUUUAUCAGAAAGUUAUUGCGUCUCUUCAGUUUUCACCCAACGAACGACACGACCCGUUGGCCAUCUCCUAUGCUCUUUUGGUUGUCUACUACUCGAUCAAGAAAUCACGGGCGAUAAGAUGGGACGCAAUGAAUUUACACAACUUGAAGACCGUAUUUCUGAACCGCCUGCACACCAGCGCCGAAGCAGCGCUUCAAUCAAUAGAACAAUUCCGGUGGAGGUUUGCCGUUCGUUGUUGCGGCCAGCGACACAACAACGGAAGACUGUUUGACAAACUGAUUGAGCAGUCGAAAGAACCCAAGGCCGCAAUCAUGAUUUCUUUUGAGCAAGUUGGCGGAUUCUCUGGACAGUUCAAUUUACCAACGCUUAACCACUACACCUACACGGAACUUCUCAGUUUGAAAGAAGAUGAGCCCUUCGAUGCAGCUAGUGGGCUGCCAAGCGGGAAUCAAGGCACUGAUGUCAUAAACAUCUCCUCCAGCCGAGACACAAAUGCUGACAACAUUGAUUCACUCCUGAAACUCCUCUCUCAGAGCUCAACGCGCCCUGGCUGGACCACUAAGCAUGAAGAUACCGAUCUUCCAGUUAUACAUACGGGUGGUUUCUUUGAUACAGUUUUCGAGGCUCCCAUGUCCGUUGGGCUGGAGGGAAAACAUGCAGGGACAAAACGACGCGCAGCUGACAUUUCGUAA